Molecule: messenger RNA, 1857 nt
Organism: Nicotiana tabacum (common tobacco)
Lineage: Eukaryota; Viridiplantae; Streptophyta; Magnoliopsida; Solanales; Solanaceae
Product: small ribosomal subunit protein mS47-like
Biological process (GO): L-valine catabolic process
Molecular function (GO): 3-hydroxyisobutyryl-CoA hydrolase activity
Source: RefSeq, a predicted model, not a curated record
UUCGGUCCGGUUGACACCACCCAUUCAUCCGGAUCCGAGCUUGCCAUUCAUUUCUUUCGCCGUUGGAGAUCGAGUUGCGCUCCUGUCAUCCUCGUCCAAAGCCCUAAACCCCAGUGCUGUGUUUCCCAGUUAAAAACUCAGUAAGCUCAACAAAGAGAGAAAAUGAGAAUGCACAAACUGAAAGUUUUACUAUCACUGACUCAACCAUUGCGGAGACAUGAUUCCCGAUUCCUCUCUAAUCACCAUUGUAGACACUUCUCUGCUCAACCCAGCUACGCCCAAGUGGAUUAUCUUCAAGAACAGGUUUUGGUUGAAGGAAGGGCUAAAUCAAGAGCAGCUAUUCUCAAUAGACCAUCUGCACUUAAUGCUAUUACUCCUUCUAUGGCUGCUCGUUUAAGUAGAUUGUACGAGUCUUGGGAGGAAAACUCAGAUAUUGGAUUUGUCAUGAUGAAGGGGAAUGGCAGAGCAUUUUGCUCUGGAGCAGACAUCGUCACUCUUUAUGAGUUGAUUAAUGAAGGGAAGGUUGAGGAGUGCAGGAAGUUCUUCGAAACAUUAUAUAAAUUUGUUUACUUGUUAGGAACAUAUCUCAAGCCAAAUGUGGCAAUUUUGGAUGGUGUCACAAUGGGAAGUGGGGCAGGUAUUUCGCUUCCAGGAAUGUUUCGCGUUGUAACUGAUAGAACUGUUUAUUCUACCCCUGAGGCUCAAAUUGGUUUUCAUCCUGAUGCAGGGGCUUCUUAUUAUCUAUCUCGUCUUCCUGGCUACUUAGGGGAGUAUUUGGCUUUAACAGGAGAAAAGCUUAAUGGUGUAGAAAUGAUUGCUUGUGGUCUUGCUACCCACUAUUCACUCAAAGAAAGGCUUCCUUGGAUGGAAGAACGUCUCGGUAAAUUGAUCACAGAUGAUCGUCUUGUCAUUGAAAAUUCUCUAGCCCAGUAUGGUGACCUUGUUUACCCAGAUAGCAAGAGUGUUCUGCACAAGUUUGAGAAAAUCGAUAAGUGCUUUAGCCAGGAUACAAUUGAGGAAAUUAUAGAAGUUCUGGAAAGAGAGGCAGCAGAAUCUCAUGAUGAAUGGUGUAAUGCAGCUCUUAAUAAAAUAAAAGAAGCCUCUCCAUUGAGUUUGAAAGUGGCUUUGAAAUCAAUUAGAGAAGGCAGAUUUCAACCCCUUGAUCAGUGUCUAGUUCGUGAAUAUCGCAUAUCCGUUAAUUGGGUGUCCAAACGGAUGUCCGGUGAUUUCUGUGAGGGUGUUCGUGCUCGAUUGGUUGACAAGGACUUUGCUCCAAAGUGGGGUCCAACGCGGCUGGAAGAAGUUACCACCGACAUGGUUGACUGCUUCUUCACCCCAUUAGGUGAAUUAGAACCCGAACUGAAUUUGGCCACUGCACUACGAGAGCCUUCUAUGUGAUUGAUAUCCUGCUUUGCUCUACCUAUGGGAAGUUUUAUGUUCCCGGGUUCAUUAUAAUACGAGGGACUGACUGGAAAAUCAGGACUGCUAAAGACAUUCCUAUCAAUAUGUUGGAUAUAUUUCGGUUCCCUUGGAGCAUAGGUAAAAUGCUUAACUGCUAAUGUCUCAGGUACUAGAUGGUGGGUAAACAAGAAAAUGAUAGGGCUGGCUACGCAUUGAUUUUAUCACCUUUGACUUUUUCAAAUAUAUUUCUGAUGUUUCGAGACCUCUCAGGAGUUGAUGUUUCGAGGCUCUCAGAUUUGACCGUUUAGGUGUGUACAUCAUGAGAAGAAUGUUUUGUGAAAUAAAUUACCAUGGUACCUUCAGAUUUUUUUGCACAUCCUGUUUGGCCCAUGGAUAAGUGUAAACGAUAAUUUUGCGCGAGUAAUACUACUAGCAAGAGUUAUAGUUGAACCCUGA